Episyrphus balteatus (marmalade hoverfly) is the source of this 2419-nucleotide messenger RNA. Its product is annotated as zinc finger protein ZFP2. The record is from RefSeq and is a predicted model, not a curated record. The transcript has 3 exons. NCBI's taxonomy places the organism in Eukaryota, Metazoa, Arthropoda, Insecta, Diptera, Syrphidae. Gene Ontology annotation, molecular function: zinc ion binding; DNA-binding transcription factor activity; RNA polymerase II cis-regulatory region sequence-specific DNA binding. Gene Ontology annotation, biological process: regulation of transcription by RNA polymerase II. Bases 127 to 2136 code for a protein of 669 amino acids. Gene Ontology annotation, cellular component: nucleus.
CUUGGUAUUUUUUGUUUAUGGUGAAAACUAUUGAAACAACGCUAACAGAACUUUCGUACACAGUUUUUCAAUGAAAUUACGUUUUGCAAUAAAAAAAACAUUUUAAAAAGUAUUUAAGAUUAAACCAUGUCGCUUAAGGUAACAACAUUGUGUCGAACAUGUCUAGCGUUAGACGGAAUUCUUUCUAUCUACGAUAACAAGGGUUCUGACGGCAGUGGGUGCAUAGCAGACAUGCUAAGAGAUAUAGUAAAUGUUGAAUUCAAAAAGGGCGAUGGAAUGCCAGAAAAAGUGUGUAUUACAUGCAUCAGCGAAAUAAAUCGUUGUUAUUCCUUUAAGAUGAAAUGCGAUAACUCGGAUAGAACUUUAAGGCAACUGCUCAAUAUUUCCAAUAAAGAUAAGCUCGUAAUAUUGCCAAAACUUAAAACAAAACAAAAAAUGGAAUAUUCAAUUGAUUCAACAUUUUUAACAAAAUUUGAUGGUGAAGGAGACAAGCAAAUUAAAACAAAUCUAGCAAAUGGAAACGCUCAAGUUCAAAAUAUUAACUGCAUCUCAAAAAUGAUAGAAAACAAUUCCACUCAAACUGAAAAUGAAACCUUUCCUUUUUCUAUUAUACAUUCAAAAGACAAUAGAGUUUUGGAAGAUGAUGAUAAAAACCAAGAAAUUCUAGAUAACGAUCAGAAUUCUGGCGACUACAGCAUAAUUUUUACAAAAUUCGUGCAAGAGUCACAUGAAGAUGAAGAGAACCAAAAAAUGAGUGAAGAAGAAGCUAUCCAAAAGGAACCAUCGCUUUCUUUAAUAGUCGAAAGCUCUUCGAAAGCGACAAAGAUGGAAUCAAAAUGUUCCAUGUGCCCGAUGUCUUUUGUUCAUAAUAGGAAUCUAAAAAAACACAUGGCAAAGAUUCACAACGUAGAAAUAACAUCUAUAUUUAAAGACGACAUUUUAGAACCGUAUCACGAAGAAGACCUUGACCUUUUUCAAGAAGAAGUUAGAAGCAGAGACGAUGAAGAGUACGACUUGCAGUUGAUUGAAAUCGAUGAGAACAUUGUAAAAGAAGAAUCGCCGGUUAUUAAUCAGAAUCAGAAUAUAGAAAAUCAGGUUAAGGAGUUACGUUGUCCACGGUGUAAAGCUCUCUUUGCAAUGCAUUCUUCCCUCAACAUUCACAUUAAAAUGAACAAAUGUACAAAACCACAGUUCUCAUGCUUGGAUUGUCAGAAAGUGUUCAUUUCCUUAUAUGCUUUGAAAGAACAUAUGAAAACCCAUAAAUUCUUUUGCGAUACUUGCGGCGAAAACUUGAAUAACAAAGAUGAAUUAGCUCAACACCGUGUGGAACACCAAGGAUUAAAUCCUAAACACCAAUGCCCAAACUGUAGAAAAGUUUUCACUAUGCGCUCAACUCUUAACGACCACAUGCGAAUUCAUACUGGAGAAAAACCAUUUGUUUGCGAUGUGUGUGGUAAGGCCUUUAAUCAGAAUGCGAACCUCAAGCAGCAUGUUAUGCGUCAUAGCAAAACGAAGCCUUUUAAGUGUGACCAAUGCCAUCGAUCGUUUGUUAGUAAAGGAGAACUUUAUGCGCAUAUGCGGAGCCACAGCGGAGACCAACCUUUCCGAUGUGACAUCUGUCCAUCGGCUUUCACAACAUCGAGUUCCUUAGUCAAACAUAAACGAAUUCACACCGGAGAAAGGCCAUAUUCUUGUGACUUCUGUCCGAUGCGGUUCACUGCUUUAAACACACUCAAAAAUCACAGGCGAACACACACGGGCGAAAAACCAUACAAGUGCAAGUUCUGUCCGCGAGCAUUCGCCCAAAAAAGUGAUUCUACUAUCCAUAUGAGAACUCAUACUGGCGAACGUAGACAUAGUUGUAAUAUUUGUAAUAUGAAGUUCCAGCAGUCGAGUACCCUACGAACCCACUUGAAAACACACAAAGGUAAAGCAUCACAAUCGCAACGAAAAUUUGUAGAGCAAAAGGAGUUAGACCAGGAUGGAAUUGAAGGUGAGCAGAAUGAACAAGAAGGAGAACAAAGAGAAACAACUGUUCCAUCGGAACGUAUAGAUAUAAGUCAAGAUGAUCUUUUACGAUAUAAUAUUGAGGAAUGCGAUAGCGAAAAUGGUGUCUUCAGUGAAGAUGGAGCAUAAGCUAUAUAAAUAAUAUUUUUUGUUCAAACGUAUUUAUUAAAUAAAAAAAGAAGAUUAUAAUUAAGUAUAUAAAGGGAAGCUCCUUGUAUGGCUUAUUAAUUCUAAAAAGCAUAAUACGCAUGUGUACAUUGUACAAUUGUCUUGUUGUACUUAUAUUGUUACCCUUCAUUGUUUUAUGGAUUUAUAUCCAUAUGUAAUCAAGCAAUGUUUUUUUCAUAUUGAGUGACGAUACAAAUUGGUCAAAUGUUUUGCCUUUUGAAAAAGAUGUUUAAAAGCCCUUUUA